CGCCGCGCGGGGUGCGGACUGGCCCACGCGCUCCUGCUUCGGCCCCUCGCAGUCCGCAGCCGCCGCUCGUCUCCCACCUGUUGGCUCAGCGCGUCCCGCGGCGCGGCGCGGCGGUUCUCUGCAGCGCGCCCCCCCCUUCCGCCUGCGGGUCCGCCGGGCGGGGAGAAGGGCGGCACCGGCCCCCAACGGGACCCCACGUCGCACCGCUGAGCCGUCGCGGGGCGAGAUGAGCGCGGACGCGGCGGCCGGGGCGCCCCUGCCCCGGCUCUGCUGUCUGGAGAAGGGCCCGAACGGCUACGGCUUCCACCUGCACGGGGAGAAGGGCAAGGUGGGCCAGUUCAUCCGGCUGGUGGAGCCCGGUUCUCCGGCCGAGAAGGCGGGGCUGCUGGCCGGAGACCGGCUGGUGGAGGUGAACGGCGAGAACGUAGAGAAGGAGACCCAUCAGCAGGUGGUGAGCCGCAUCCGCGCCGCGCUCAACGCCGUGCGCCUGCUGGUGGUCGACCCCGACGCGGACGAGCGGCUGCAGAAGCUGGGCGUCCCGGUGCGGGAGGAGCUGCUGCGCGCCCAGGACGGGCCCGGGCAGGCCGAGCCGCCGGCCGCCACCGAGGCGCGGGGGGCUGGCGCCGAAAGCGAGCCGCAGGCCGCCGCGCCCGAGCCGCGCGAAACCGAGAGGAGCGGUCCCGAGCGGCGUGAGCUCCGGCCUCGGUUCUGCGCCAUGAAGAAAGGCGCCAACGGCUACGGUUUCAACUUGCACAGCGACAAGUCCAAGCCAGGCCAGUUCAUCCGGGCAGUGGACCCAGACUCACCUGCUGAGGCCUCGGGGCUCCGGGCUCAGGACCGCAUUGUGGAGGUGAAUGGGGUCUGCGUGGAGGGCAAGCAGCAUGGGGAUGUGGUAUCUGCCAUCAAGGCUGGUGGGGACGAGACCAAGCUGCUGGUGGUAGACAAGGAGACUGAUGAGUUCUUCAAGAAAUGCAAAGUGAUCCCGUCUCAGGAGCACCUGACUGGUCCCUUGCCUGAGCCCUUUACCAAUGGGGAGAUCCGGAAGGAGAACAGUCGUGAACCUCUGGCCGAGGCAGCCUCUGAGAGCCCCAGAUCAGCCCUGGCAAGAUCCACCUCCAGUGAUACCAGUGAGGAGCUGAAUUCCCAAGACAGCCCCAGGAAACAGGACUCCACGGCACCCUCGUCUACCUCCUCCUCCUCUGACCCCAUCUUGGACUUCAACAUCUCCCUGGCCGUGGCCAAAGAGCGGGCCCACCAGAAGCGCAGCAGCAAGCGGGCCCCGCAGAUGGACUGGAGCAAGAAAAACGAACUCUUCAGCAACCUCUGAGCAUCCUCCCACAGGCUCCCAGGAGAGCUGGGAGGGCCGGCCAGCCCCCAGGCCCCACCACCCUCGGACCCAUCUCCCUCAGUUCCCUCGUCUUCCUCCCCACUCACUUGUCCCACCCCCUACCCCCCCCCCAAUCGACAUACAAAUCAGCACCAGCAUCCCCCUCUAUCCGUGAAUGAUUUUUCUAGAGAACUGUGCUCUUCCCUUACCUCGGGGAAGGUGAAUGGGUUUCCAUUCUGCCCCAGUCAGGAAGCAGACUCCCCCUGUUCCUACUGAGUGCUUCAGCCCCUCGCCACUCCCCUGGGAGAUCACUGGAACCCACACCAAGCAAGGAUGGAGGGACCAAGCAAGAGUCCUACACCCUCAUGACCCCAAGUGAUGACUGAGUCCAGGGUUGACUGAGGACUCCUGAUGACAGCAACAACAUUGUGGAAGGAACAGGGGUCUGUCAUCCUUAGAGCUGUGGCUUGGGCAUCUUAUUUUUGUUCAUUUGAUUUUGAGUGCAGUAUCAGAGUUUAGAGGGAUUUUUUUGUCUCCUUGAUUAAUAUGAUUUUCCAGGUUGUUGCAUCCAGGAUAUAGUGGCAACAGCCUUAAACUUUGUGUCUGCUCCUACCCCAGAGCCCCUGGGGCAUGGGGAGGGUCUGGCCACCCCUGCCCAGCCCCACUGUCAAGGAAACUCCAUCAGAAAUUCAACUGGCUUCCAAACUG
Molecule: messenger RNA, 2035 nt
Organism: Nyctereutes procyonoides (raccoon dog)
Lineage: Eukaryota; Metazoa; Chordata; Mammalia; Carnivora; Canidae
Gene: NHERF1
Product: NHERF family PDZ scaffold protein 1
Exons: 6
Coding region: 227-1327 (366 amino acids)
Biological process (GO): protein localization to plasma membrane
Cellular component (GO): apical plasma membrane
Molecular function (GO): protein-membrane adaptor activity; signaling receptor binding
Source: RefSeq, a predicted model, not a curated record